AUGGGCGCAGUAGACGACAAAACAAUCAAAGUGCCACUUUCGGACUCGCUGCAAAACGUUAAACAUGAUGCUUUCCAAAUGAAAAAGCAACUCGACGAACUGAACAUCGAUGAAGCUCUCAAUCACGCAGCCACCAUGCUUCAACACCUCCAGAAGGCAUAUUACACGCCGAAAGAGUACAACGAGCUAUUUUUGACGGUGACAAAUGAGUUGAGAAUGGUCGACGUCAUGCUAAAAGACGCGUUCGAAAAAGACGCGGGCAUGGCAGGAGGAGAAAUGUAUGAAAAAGUACAGUACAAUCCGAGCAUCCUGCCGCGACUGUAUCUGAUGGUGACAGUAGGAACCGCGAUGGUAAAGACACAACCGGAAUUGACAAAAGCUGUUUUGGAUGAUUUGGUGGAAAUGAGUCGUGGAGUGCAGCACCCGCUCAGAGGUAUUUUCCUCCGAAACUAUCUUCUUCAAUCAAUGCGGCAAAUCCUCCCUGAUACCGCGCCGAACCAAGAAGAUCCUCGAGAAGCCUGCGUUACAGACAGCGUCGAGCUGCUGCUCAAGAACUUCGCUGAAAUGAAUAAACUCUGGGUGAGAAUGCAACACCAAGGUCUUCAACGAGAUGCGCCAGCUAGGACUGCGGAAAGAAAAGAAAUAAGGAAUCUUGUUGGAACAAAUCUUGUGCGAAUUUCUCAACUGGAUAAUUUAACCGUCGAAACUUACUGUGACAAGGUGUUGCCGGAAAUACUGACACAAAUUGUCAACUGCCGAGAUCCACUUGCGCAAACGUACUUGAUGGAAUCGAUUAUUCAGGUCUUCCCGGACGAAUAUCACUUAGACACAAUGAAACCAUUUUUAAAAGCAGUCGGCGAUCUUCACACACAAGUGAAUGUGAAGAACAUCGUCAAUGCUCUUGUUGAUCGUCUGAGCAACUUUGCUACGAAUAAUGAGGGGACCUUGUCGGGAAAGGAUGGCGACGUCUUUUCCGUGUUUUCGGGAGCUCUAGGAGAAAUUAUCGGAGGCAGAAACGGACUUGCGCUUGAGAAUGUUCUUGGUAUGCAGAUUCCACUGAUUCAACUCGCUCUUACUUGCUAUAAAAGCGAGCCCGAUUUCAUCAAUAAAAUUCUCCACACGACAGCGGAAAUGGUCGCUACUUACCUCGAGAAGAACAACCUGACUUCUAUUCCAUCAUCUUCCCCCGCCUCUCGCGAGACUGUAGCCCUCAUGAAGCUCCCGAUCACGGUUUAUGCGGCGGAUGGCGCUCCACUUAGAAUUCUCGAGUUGUCGAACUUCGGCGAUGCUUUUGGAAUCAUGGCAAAUGAGACAAAAAAGAUUGUAGCGACGUUUAUUUUGGAAAAGAUUAUGGAAGCAGAAGCAUCGAUUGAUUUAGAUCAUUUUGAUGCGGCUCUUACCGUCGUUAAAUGCUUGUAUAAUUCUGAUACAGAUCAGCCUGAUAGUGAAGAUCUCGAUCUUGCGGCUCGAUUCGCUCUUUUGCUCGACAAUUCAUCGCCAAAAGACAACUUCGAAAUGACCAUCAGGUUAUCCGAAGAAUUCUCAAAUGCAGAUACUGGCGUGAAAUCAUUCCUUCUUCCUACUAUCUUCGCGCGAUUCUGUCAAAUUGGACGAGAUUGUUCAUCGGAGAAUCCGGAUAUCAGUAAAGAGGCGUUCUCAAAAGCUCAUGAAUUGGUUCAAACUCUCGCCGAUUCUGAACUGCCACUUAUUUCCAUCAGACUUUAUCUACAGGGCGCUGCUUCAAUUCAACACUGCAAUUUUGAUGGAUCAGUUGACCUCUGCUACGAAUUCUUCACACAGGCAUUUGUGAUUUACGAAGAAGAAAUAUGUGACAGCAAAGAGCAAGUUGCGGCAUUGCAGCAACUAACCAGUACUCUACUAAAAGUUGAAUGCUUCAAAGAAGAAGAACAUGCGUCACUCCGCUCUCAAUGUGUUCUUGCUGCUUCGCGUCUCCUGAGAAAAGCAGAUCAAGCACGAGCAAUCCUCUGGACAUCCCACGUCUUUUGGUCGAGCAAGGUGCUUUCUCCAGAUGCAAAAGAAUCAUCAGAAUUGCGAAAUGAAAAGAAAGUCGUUGAUCAACUGAAAAAGGCUUCAAAAACAGCUGAAAAGUGUCUCGAAGCCUUGCUCAGGCAACAGCUCUACAUUGAAAUUCUUGAAAAAGCUCAUUUUUACAUUUCCGAUGGUCUCGAAAAUGCUGACCUGCAAACACUAGCGGAUUCUAUGAGUCAGAAAAUCAAAGAGAAACAAGCUGAAACGCAAGCAAAUGCUGACGCCGAAAAGCUCGCUGCUCACUUUGAAGAGCUAGAAAUUAAAAUGAAAGGACCAAGCCCACAGGUUGAAUCUCAAGGUGAAGAGAGCGCAGUUUCAGAUGAAGUUAAUCAACCGGAAGAAGAAGCCCCUGAAGAAAGUGUAGAAAACAACGAAGAAUAG
Molecule: messenger RNA, 2430 nt
Organism: Oikopleura dioica
Lineage: Eukaryota; Metazoa; Chordata; Appendicularia; Copelata; Oikopleuridae
Source: the annotation of a GenBank genome assembly